AUUUAUUCUCUGAGUACUGUUGAACCACAAAAUCUACCUGCUGUCUUUGUUCAGUUUGUAGAGAAAUAUGGAAACAUUUUCACCAUCAGAAUCUUUGGUGGAAGAACCGUGGUCAUUAAUAGCUACAAGUUUGUGAAAGAAGCCCUGGUCCAACAAGGAGACGACUUAAUAGAUCGUCCCACUGUACCACUGUUUGAAGAUUUAUUUGGGAAUGAAGGUCUUGUGAUAUCAAAUGGUUACCCAUGGAAGCAGCAGAGGAGAUUUGCUCUUCAUACACUCAGAAACUUUGGUCUGGGCAAGAAGAACCUGGAGUUAUACAUCCAGCAGGAGUGCCAGUAUCUCUCAGAGGCUUUCACAGAACACCAAGGAAAGCCCUUUAAUGUCCAGCUACUGAUAAAUAAUGCUGUGUCGAAUAUCAUCUGCUGUUUGGUGUUUGGGAAUCGAUUUGAGUACACUGAUCAGCAGUACCAGUCCAUUCUUCAUAACUUCAAUGAAGUUAUGCGCUUACAGGGAAGCAUGUCGACACAGAUGUACAACAUAAUUCCCUGGCUGAUGAAGUGGCUACCUGGACCUCAUAAGACAAUGUUCACUCUGACACAAGUGAUAAAGGACUUCAUAGAUAUCAGGAUCAAAGACCACAAAGAAACCCUUAACCCAGCGUCACCGAGAGACUAUAUUGAUGCUUUUCUUAUAGAAAUGGCAAAGAACGAGGAGAACGAUUCAAGUUUUUCUCUCAGUACCUUACACGCUUGCACCAUGGACCUGUUUUUUGCUGGAACUGAAACUACUACCACUACUUUACGUUGGGGGUUGCUUUACAUGAUCUACUACCCUGAUAUA
This is a messenger RNA of Pundamilia nyererei, 840 nucleotides long. RefSeq names its product cytochrome P450 2J6-like. Gene Ontology annotation, molecular function: oxidoreductase activity, acting on paired donors, with incorporation or reduction of molecular oxygen, reduced flavin or flavoprotein as one donor, and incorporation of one atom of oxygen; iron ion binding; heme binding. The transcript has 5 exons. NCBI's taxonomy places the organism in Eukaryota, Metazoa, Chordata, Actinopteri, Cichliformes, Cichlidae. The record is from RefSeq and is a predicted model, not a curated record. Gene Ontology annotation, cellular component: cytoplasm; intracellular membrane-bounded organelle. Gene Ontology annotation, biological process: xenobiotic metabolic process. The annotation marks the transcript as partial.